AUGGAGGACAUACUACGCUCAGUGCACCCUAACUUGGGCAGUAUCGACGACGUGACCGUCGAGAUGUUCCAGGAGGUCAUGAAGGUCUAUGGCCACAAGCUCUUUGCUCCUGGCACAGAAGCAAGAGACUGGACCUUCGGAGGCCUCCAACGAGGACCGGACGGAAGGUUCAAGGACAGCGAGCUUGCUGAGCUGAUGAAGAGCUGCAUCGAAGAGCCCGCCCAUGCAUUUGGCGCACAUGGCACCCCAGCCAGUCUAAAGGUUGUUGACUUGAUGGGCCAGCUACAGGCACGUGAUAUGUUCAACGUCUGUACACUCAACGAGUUCCGACGGUAUUUGAACCUGAAGCCGUACAAAACAUUCGAAGACUGGAAUGCAGACAAGGAGACAGCCCGUGCCGCAGAGCUACUCUAUGGUCACAUUGAAAACAUGGAACUGUACCCCGGCUUGAUGGCCGAGUGCACCAAGCCCGCUAUGCCAGGAAGCGGAGUCUGCCCAGGGCAGACCACUGGACGAGGUAUCUUGGACGAUGCCGUUGCCCUGGUCCGUGGCGAUCGCUUCCUCAGCUACGACUUUAACGCCAACACUCUGACGAAUUGGGGAGCUGCGCUGUUGCAGCAAACCACGCCCGGCGCUUAUGGUGGAGUGUUCCCAAGACUCAUCUUCCAAGGCCUUCCCGGCGGUUUCACCGGUACUUCGACGUACGCACUCUUGCCUUUCUACACUCCAGAAGCGGCGAAGGGGAUCGUGCAAGGCAACAAGGCUUUAGAGAAGUACGAUCUCAAGAGACCGGCCAAUGACUACGACAUAGUCAGCGUCCAGACACAAGAGGGAUGCAAGAAGAUUUUCGAAGAUCGCGAUAGCUUCGUCGUCAUGUAUCAGGCUGCGAUUCGCAACUGUACUGCAGGUCAUGACUUCAUGAUUGGUUGGGACGAUGCUAAAAAGCAUGAAGAUCGUUCCAACAUACUGCACAAGAUCUUUUUCGAAGAAGGGUUUGAGAAGAACAUCAACAACUUCUUCGGCGUUAAUGUUCGGAACCAAAUUCUGAAAAAUUCCGUCAAAGGACCCAAAGGAAGGCUUUCAAUCAACAUUGUCCGAGAUGUGACCAACAUCGUGCCCAUCCUCUGGCUUGCAGAGCGCUUUGCACUGCCUCUUAAGACGCAGGAGCAGCCAAAAGGUCUGCUGUCUCUCCACGAAGCAUUCACUGCCUACCUUGUGCUCUUCAUGUACCAGAGCUUCAACAUCAUGCCGGCCAACGAAUGGAAGCUGAAGGAAGGCGCCAUGAAAGCAGCUGCUCCGCUACGGUCGAUCUUCGAGACCCAUCUUAAGACCCAGACUGGUCGGCUGGAGGGUUUGGUCGAUUGGAUGGCGAAGGGGAGCGCUUUCGAGGUCGGACCCCAUGCUGAUCGCAUAUACAAAGCACUCGCCGACACAAAGCUGCCCAUUGGAGAUCAGGUUGGUGAUUGCAUUGGCAUGGGUGCACCUGUUGCCGGCAACAUUACGCAACAGGCCUCUCUGUUGAUCGACCUGUACCUCAGCCCCGGCUAUGAGAAGUACAAAGAACGUAUCGUUCAGCUUGCACAUAUGGACCCCGCAGCUUCCGAUCGCGAACUACAAGGGUUCGUAUACGAAGGCAUGCGCCAUAGGGGAGUUGUACCAGGCCUGCCUCGCGUUGCGACCAGAGACGUGACGGUCAUGGAUGGCGCUCGCGGACCUGUGCACAUCAAAAAGGGCCACACAGUUUUGAUUGCCACAUCAAAAGCAGCCAUGGAUCCUGUUGCGUUCCCGAACCCCGAAAUCCUCAACCCUCAUCGAUCUUUCAAGGAGUACACCCUCCUUGGCCAUGGCCUCCACUUCUGCUUCGGUGCCAGGCUUGUCGGUCCUUCAAUCGCAGCAACCUUGCGAGAGGUCUUCAAGCUGAAGAACGUCCGUCGUGCGCCUGGAAAGCAAGGUCGUUUUACAACGACUGAGCACAAGCUCGCUGGCAUCACAAUGCGACAUUACCUUGAUGCUAGCGCGAACGAGAGCCCGAUACCUACCAGUCUCACACUGCAUUACGACGAUGAGACGGUGGUCAACGGAGUCAACGGGGCCAACGGACACUCCAAUGGACAUGCGAUCAAUGGAUACUCCAACGGCUACGUGAAUGGCGAUGCUGUGAGCGGGUUGACCACGAACGGUAUCGCGCAUUAG
Ascochyta rabiei is the source of this 2193-nucleotide messenger RNA. RefSeq lists its product as uncharacterized. Gene Ontology annotation, molecular function: monooxygenase activity; oxidoreductase activity, acting on paired donors, with incorporation or reduction of molecular oxygen; peroxidase activity. Gene Ontology annotation, biological process: response to oxidative stress. Bases 1 to 2193 code for a protein of 730 amino acids. The transcript has a single exon. The record is from RefSeq and is a predicted model, not a curated record. NCBI's taxonomy places the organism in Eukaryota, Fungi, Ascomycota, Dothideomycetes, Pleosporales, Didymellaceae.